Molecule: messenger RNA, 270 nt
Organism: Marchantia polymorpha subsp. ruderalis
Lineage: Eukaryota; Viridiplantae; Streptophyta; Marchantiopsida; Marchantiales; Marchantiaceae
Source: the annotation of a GenBank genome assembly
AUGGCGGCUGGGGAUUCUGGUGUGUCGACCGGCUGCGGCCGGUUAAUCGAGGGGAGAACCGGCUUUAUCCGGUCGCCAAGCUUCAGGGAACAGGAGUUCUCUAAUCAUGGCUGGGGAGAAGAUGCUGGAUUGUCUCACAUGCCACACCAAACAGGGAGAUACUGCCGAAAUUGGAAAAUGGGCGAUCCCACGGCACCAUCGCUUCGGGUCCGCAGGAGUUCGCCCAUGCUCCUGCUGAUGCUCGGAGGCGGGAGAACUUUUGCGCAUUGA